GUCAUCAUUAAAACAACUCCAUAGUGAAGCGAAGUCCAUAUGGAGAUUGGGAUGUUUAAGUACUAAGUUUGAAAUAGUCAUUCUUUGAACCUCUCUCACAUGUGUUUCCUGUUAGCUUUUUUUUUUUUCACAGUAAGAGGAAACCUAGGGGGUUGGUCCUGAAUGUGACUCAUCGUGGUUGCCCAGACUCAAACACACACACACACAUACUUUCAAAGCCCCUCUCGCACACACAAAGGAAGCGCUCUUCUCAAACCUAGAAUCGGGGAGUUACUUUUCUCUGUCAUCUUUACAUUCUUUGCUUGUUCUGCCGUCAGUUAUAGAUCUUAGGAUUUUGGAUUUCUGUGGAAGUCAUUUUUCCUCAGAAUGAUGCCAUAUGAUGAUCCUUCCACGGUAAACCAUUCUGCAUGGUAAGUUCCUGUUUGCAUACUUUGUCAUCGGUUUUGGAGCCCCGCAACGCUGAGCACAAAAUGUCUUUCCCACGCCUCUUGGUCUAUAUGUAGCCGAGAGUCGACUGGAGAAGAACUCCACAAGAGAACUGAAUGGCUGUAUUCAUAAAACCUUCCUCCCAACGGCACACUGCCUUUUGCACAAAAACAACCAGUGUCUUUAUUUUCUAAAAAUCAACCAAACCCAAAGACCAGAUUGAAGACGACCCCAAGUUCUUCUUCACUCACCCCUACAAAAGCCUGAAUCAGCUUGACCACCUGAAGAGCCUUCACACCCCAGCCUCAACCCUCCAUCCUCCUCUGUCCUCUACGCACCACCGUCUACCCUCCGUCCUCCGGCAUCCUCCGUUCUCCACCCUCCAACCCUCCACCCAGAUCCAAGAUGGCGGCGGCGGCACUGGUCACGGAGAACUUCAAGUUCGUCUCGCUCUUCUUCAAGAGCAAGGACGUGAUGAUCUUCAACGGGCUGAUCGCGUUGGGCACCGUGGCCAGCCAGACAGCAUACAACGUGUUCGCCUUCAGCUGCCCCUGCUCCCCUGAGAGGAACCACCGCUACGGGCUGGCCGCCAUCGGAGUUCCCGCCCUGGUCUUCUUCCUCCUGGGGGUCAUGAUGAACCGCAGCACCUGGGACCUGCUGUCGGAAUGCCGCCUCAGGUGCUGCCGAAGGCUGGCCGCGGUGUCCGUGUUCGCCGUGACGGGGAACAUCCUGGGCCGCGCGGCCAUCGCCCCGGUCACCUGGGUGGUGAUCUCGCUGCUGCAGGGGGAGGCGUACCUGUGCGCGCUCAGCGAGUUCGUCGACCCGGACACGCUGGAGGGGUUUCCGAAAGAGGGGCGCAACGUCAUCCAGCUGAUGGCCAAGUUCCCUUGCAGAGGAACAGUUCCCAGCGAGCUCCUGCCCUUCUGGGAGGAGAUUGAGCGACGACUGAAGUACGAGUCUCAGCUGCUGGGCUGGCUGAUUGUGGCGGCCAUGGCAGUGGUGGUCUUCCUGAUGCUGUGCGCCAAGCGCUGCUGCUCUCCCUUCGGCUCCCAGCAGGAGGAGUACUGGAGCCGCUUCCACGCCAGCGAGCAGGAACUUUUCAAACGCACGGCGGCCGUGCACGCCAACCUGGUUGCCGCCGAGAACGUCAAGAGCUUCUUCGGCUUCGUGGCGUUGGACGACGAGGAGAAGGCGCAGGUGGAGGAGCACGCCGGAGCCUCCACGCCCGUCCAGAGCGAGGACUGGAACCGCGUGGCGGGGGUCUACCUGUACCGGGAGAACGGCGGGGUGCCGCUGUACAGCCGCUUACACAAGUGGGCUCGGUACCAUGUGGAUAACAACACAGAGGGCAUGGAGAAGCUCAGCUGAUUUAGAUAAAAGCUCACACUCUAUGAUGAGAUCUGACACUUUGUAUGUCCCCCGAUAAGGAGGGGGAGCUGCGAUGGACUGGCGUGCGCGCAACCUUCGAAUUGACAUUGACUCGGAGGCCUACAUUACAGUUGGUCCCGAUAACACUUGAACCACACAGAAAAGUUUACGCUACAUUUCAUAUGAGUAGGCUUAGAUUAAAUUUCCACAACCUGGGGUUGUGAUGUAACAAUACAAUGUAAUGUUCCUCAGGUGCAUUUUUUGUAAAAAUGAAAUCAAGGUUAAAAACGAUGCAACCUGUAAACCUCCAUGUUGUGCAUUUUUAUAAAAUCGAUCAGUUAAUUUGG
This is a messenger RNA of Gadus macrocephalus (Pacific cod), 2141 nucleotides long. It is a transcript of the gene calhm2.1, whose product is annotated as calcium homeostasis modulator family member 2, tandem duplicate 1. The transcript has 2 exons. Gene Ontology annotation, molecular function: monoatomic cation channel activity. NCBI's taxonomy places the organism in Eukaryota, Metazoa, Chordata, Actinopteri, Gadiformes, Gadidae. The record is from RefSeq and is a predicted model, not a curated record. The coding region runs from base 832 to 1794 and encodes 320 amino acids.